This is a messenger RNA of Neohortaea acidophila, 597 nucleotides long. RefSeq lists its product as uncharacterized. The transcript has a single exon. NCBI's taxonomy places the organism in Eukaryota, Fungi, Ascomycota, Dothideomycetes, Mycosphaerellales, Teratosphaeriaceae. Bases 1 to 597 code for a protein of 198 amino acids. The record is from RefSeq and is a predicted model, not a curated record.
AUGCCUCCCCGUUCACACGCUCACGCGUCUUCGUCGAAGACAACGAAAAAGGGGAAAGCCAGGGCUCUCUCAGAGCAAGAAGACGAGCAACAACCUUCACAAACAGCGAUCAAGAACCAUCCCGCGAAGAAGGCCAAGACUGACUACACCGCCGAGCCUCCUUCCGACACCACGCGUCCAAGCAAAGACAAAGGCAAAGGCCGCGCUGCUCCUGAGAGCUCGCGUCGUACGGGCGGCAAGCAAAGGCAGCUCUUCCAAGAGGACUUUGACGAUCUGCCUUACGACGCGUCGAGUGGAGGAAGCGGUGAUCAGUACUAUGAGUUCAUGCCCAAGAACCACGCGGAGGAGUUGACUGCGAGACUGGAGGAUGUUUUGAAGGAACAGGAUGCGUCGGAGGGCAGCUUGUUUCACGAAAAGGGAUCGGCGAAACGCGACGUGAAGAAGAAGGUCGAGAAGACGGUGGAGGAGAGGGCUAAGGAGGAGGAGGCGAAGAAGAAGGCGGACAGGGCUGUCCUGCUCAACCUCAAGCGCUUGAUGGAGGAGACGACGAGUGAGGAGGAUGCUGAGGUGGCGGAUGAUGAGAAGGAGGGUGCUUGA